AUUUUGUUUUUAUUGUUUGGCGCGAAAAGUCGUUUUUAUUGUAACGUCUUUCUUGUUAACGUAAACAUGUGAAUGCCUCUCAGCAAAAAAAAAAUAAGACCAGCUGUUGUUUACAUCGGUGGCUGCCGCUCUUUCUGGUUAAAAUAUUUUAAAUUUCGUCCUGGUCGAGAUAUAUUUUUAAAAUUAUUAAUUAUGACUAGCAUGUCAUCAGUGGAAACCUAUGUCACGCGCAUUAAGCCAGCCAUAGAGAAUUUUCUAAAGCAGCCAAAUAAAGCAAACUUGUCGGAAGUUGAAAAAGAAGUAAAAGGAUUUGACUUUGGGCAAAUACGCAUAUUUCAAAUACAAAUUGUAGUGCCACUUGUGGUUAAACUCGGUGAACUAACAGGUGAAAGUCAGGAACUACGCGUGGGUUUGCUGGAUUGCUUGCGACACAUUGUGUCUAAGAUAUAUUUGACGGACAACAAAGCCGUGCGCUCAAUACUGGCGGUGGUACUGCAACAGAUACGAGAUCGUAAUGGAGCUGUAAUGCUACCCAAUCUCACAGAGGAAAUCAAAUUGGCGGCCGUACGUUUUAUUACGGUUACCUUACAGCGGUCCACAAGCGAUGUGCUCGAAGCUUUUUACGAAAAAAAUGCAGUCGUGAUUAUUGGCCAAAUACUGCUCACAUUAAUGGAGUUCAUCUCAAAGGAGAAGUAUCGCAAAUUGGUUAAUUCAUCGCUUGAGUGCCUAUUGGUACUAUUCUAUGUGCACGAUGAUGCUGAUGCUGGAGACGUGGUUUUGCGCAAUCAAAUAGCCGAUACCAUAUUCAUAUUUCUACCCAAAAUAGUUACAGUGCUGUUCGAAACAGCAAUGGCGGACGAUAAAAUUGGCGAAUCAACUAAAUCUUUGGGCAUUAAAGCACUGGGCCGUAUUACCUGCAUUAUGUUUGAGGAAACCUCCGAUGAGUUUCUUAAGGCACGUUACGACAUGAAUGCAUUCCAGGCACUUUUUAGCACUGCUGCUAUAGACGAAAACAUUGAGCUACUAAAUGAUAUUAACAUAUUCGGAAGCAAGCGCCUUACUCUCGAACAAAAUGAGGAACGCUUAAAAAAUUUACAAAGUAAUUUACGAUCUGCACAGUGGAUAGAAGCCACUUCAAAACAUAUGCGCAUCAUUUUUGUGGAAACAUGCAUUUUGCGCGCCCACAGCUCAGUUAGGGUGCGAAAAAUGUAUGCAGAAAUGUGUUGUUUAUUGCUAAAGAAUUGCGCGCACAAUUUGAAAUACAAUUUUAUACAUCUGCUGGAGAGCGUGCUGGCUUUAUCAGAGGAUGAGGAGAAGGAUAUAGCAAACAUGUGCCGGGCGAAUAUUGCUGAGCUGCAACAGCUCCCAACCUGUGCUGGUAUCUUCGAUGAGAAUGCUGAACUGCUACUAGACACUCAUCUUAACAAAUGGCCCCGUAUUUUACAGCGUUGCGAUGACAGCGAACAGUUUGCCGAGUUACUUUUCUUCAAGGGUUUCUUGCGUAAUAUCAGCACUGAUAAGUUACAAUUGCUGUUAUUGUUGCCCAAGAACCUGGAUAUGUUUGUUAUGUGUCUGCUGACGGGUCUUGAUCAGUGCACAUCGUCGAACCUGCUCAAUGAAGAGUACGCGCUACGGCGCCUUCAAGAGGGAAGUACAUCGGAAUUGCAGGCACUGUCCGCCAACCUGCAUUGGCGCCAAUUUAAAUAUCUUAAUUCAAAACGCUGUGUAGAUGCACUUUAUGAUAUUGCCGCACUAUUAGGCGCUGAGCCGUCUAUAAAUCGUCUGCUAUUUGAUGUUUGCCAGGAACUGAUCGAGCGACGUAGUUCUGUCAUUAAUGAAUCGAUUUUACUAAUGACGCUGAUGAUUACACCACAACAACGGAUUGCUCGAGAGAGUCGUCUAUUGCUGGCGGAACUUUUUGUAGAUCAGCUUCUCGCAGAUGAACACUGGCACUUGGUACUGCAGCCGGAUGCUGCCUGGCGACUUAAGAUCGAGAAGCCUACCGCCUGGUUUUCAGAUUGCACACCUGGUCUUUACUCAUCUGCGGUGGAAGUACGCACUCAGGAUUGUGAUUCAGAUGAUGAGAGUGACUCAGUCAAUAGUCGUGUCAGCAUUCUGGAUGCACAGUUUAACGUGCAACAUAUUUGCUUAGUAUUGGACGCCCUGGGACAUUGUGCCAAGUUUAUUGGUGAUACUUUUGACCGUUACAUAUUUCGCAGUUUACACAAGGUGUUGCUAAAAUUGGCCAGUAGCAACACGAUGGUACAUCAUGCAGCAACCUUUGCAUUUGUCUCUAUGCAGUUGGCUUUAAAAUAUGCAGCCCCUUCACAUUUCAUAGAAUGCUCCACUGACUAUCUAACCUUCCAUCUAAAUGCACUGUUAAAGAAGUCACCCGAGAGCAGUGCAGCCGUAGAUAUACUUACUGUUGUAUUGCAGUACAGCACGCGUGGAAGUGUGCCACAUCUGGAUUCUAUUUUUCAAACAAUAUGUGAAGAGUGCUGCAAGUCGCAUCAAACAGGCAAUGUGCACUCCUACUUGCGCGUCUUCAAUGCAUUCCUGAAACAUGUGAUCAACUGGCAAGGGACUAUUGCCACAGAGAUCACUGACUCUCAGAUGAGUGUAGAUGAGGAGCAUAAUAUCUUAGAUACUUGGCUGAAUGUGCUAAAUAAACAGCCAACUGACACUUAUGUAUAUUUAAAUAGUGUGCCAAAUGAAGAAGCAGAUAUAACUAUGCCAGAAGCAGAAAUUGAUGAGUCUGUAACAGAUCAGCCUUCGAAAUCCAGUUUGCCGCGUCACAUUGAAAUUAUUAAAGAGAUUAUUAGUCAGUCCAUCAAGUUUCUUACAAACUCUGAGCAAAUACAUCAAAUUCAUGCAUUGGAAUGCUUAAUAAGUGGUGUACCACUACUCAGAGACUAUGAGGACGAGCUUCUUCCUCUGGUGCAUCUGUUAUGGCAUCCGUUAGUCGAAAAGUUUCGGCAAAAGGACUCAGUGGUGCUAAACCGAUGCUUCAGCUUACUGCACAUUCUCGCCCUGCAUGCUAAGGAAUUUAUUUUAAAGAGAAGUCUCAAUGAUGUGAUACCCCAGCUUAAGCAGUUCUUGAAGGCAGCCAGUAACCACAGCAGCAUGGAAACAUUACGAGCGUCCACCCAGGAAUACAAACUGCAGCUUAAGCUACUGCAUGACCUAGCUCCAGUCAUACGCAGCCUGCAGAUUGAGGGCAAACAUCUCCAUGACCUGCUUAACAUUGUAGUCUUGUACUUGUCCCAAGCACAGCCCAAAGAAUUGCAGGAACUGGCCGUGCAGUUCUAUGAAAAUUUAGUAACGUACAAUGGACCAUUUGUGUAUGUAACGCUCCUACAACGAGCCCAUCUCAAGGACUAUAAACUGAAUGUGGAUAAAAUAUUUAGCAACUUAGGAUUUAGCUUGGCAGUGCCAAUCGAACCCGAUGUGUACAAAUAAAGUUAAAAAAUUUCAUUAUAGCUGAAUUGUUAUAAUCUAUAUGCUGCUGAACCGUUUUCAUUUCACACAACUCCUUGAAU
Messenger RNA from Drosophila hydei, 3539 nucleotides. RefSeq lists its product as uncharacterized. Lineage: Eukaryota; Metazoa; Arthropoda; Insecta; Diptera; Drosophilidae. Gene Ontology annotation, cellular component: cytoplasm. The coding region runs from base 73 to 3459 and encodes 1128 amino acids. Gene Ontology annotation, biological process: chromatin remodeling. The record is from RefSeq and is a predicted model, not a curated record. The transcript is spliced from 6 exons.